Messenger RNA from Adineta ricciae, 12147 nucleotides. The record is from the annotation of a GenBank genome assembly. Lineage: Eukaryota; Metazoa; Rotifera; Eurotatoria; Adinetida; Adinetidae.
AUGAUCGAUAUUAUUUCGUUAAAACUAUGGAUCUUUUUCAUUGUCAGCGGACAUGGGCUGACAUUGUCUUAUAAUCGGCCAAAGUUCUCCGCCGAUCCAAUCUGGCAUCAAUAUGCCACGACUUUUGCUACAGCUCAGACUGUAGGAUCCUUCCCGAAUGAUAUCUUUAUCAGCACAAACAAUACAAUUUAUGUGGCCUCCUCGUGGAACAACAAAAUUAUCAUUUGGAAUGAAGGGAACAACGCGUCAAUAAUGAGUAUUUCGGGAAAUGUAUUCAUUCCAACCAGUGUGUUUGCUACUACAGCAGGUGAGAUUUACAUUGACAGUGGUACCACAACCGGCCAAAUCGUUAAAUGGACUGUUAAUUCAACAAAUGCUACUACUGUUUUGUACACAUGUGCAAAAUGCUAUGAUAUUUUCAUUGACACCAGUGAGAAUAUAUACUGCUCGAUGGCCAGUGGAAAUCAAGUGGUGAAGAAAUCGUUAGAAAGAACCUCGAAUGCUUUCACAGUUGUUGCUGGCACUGGUUCGGCUGGAAAUAGUGCGAAUAUGCUGAAUGGACCAUGGGGUAUCUUUGUGGAUUACAAUUUUGAUUUAUAUGUCGCAGAUUGUUUCAACCAUCGUGUUCAACUCUUCACACUGGAUCGCGUAAAUGCUACCACUGUCGCAGGAAAUCAAUCUACGAAUGUUACAGUUGCGCUCUCAUACCCAACAGCAGUCAUUCUUGAUGCCGAUAGCAAUUUGUUCAUCGUAGAUUGGGGCAACAAUCGAAUCGUGGGAUCAGGCCCAAAUGGUUUUCGAUGUAUAGUUGGGUGUACUAGCUCACCUGGUUUGACAUCCAUUACAUUAAACAGCCCUAUCUCUAUGAGUUUUGAUACGCAUGGAAAUAUUUAUGUUGCCGAUAGAAAUAACAGUCGAAUUCAGAAAUUUAUGCUAUUAAACAACACUUUUGUUCCAUCAUAUAAUCGGCCACAUUUUUGUGCAAAUGCAUCAUGGGAUCCAAAUGCAAUUACUUUUGCGACUGCUAACGACAUCGGAGUCACUCCUUACACUGUUUUUGUCACAAUUGAUAACACGGUCUAUGCUCUUGACCAUACAAAUAAACGAAUUCAGGUAUGGUCUAAUGGCAGCACAAGCCCAACACAAACAAUUCCUGGUGCCUUCCUCACCUCAUGGACGAUCUUCACCACAGUCAAUGGUGAUAUUUUUAUUGACGAUGGAUUGGCGAACGGACGAGUGAUCAAAUGGUCGUCGUCAACAAAUACUGCUCUUUCUGUUAUGCCUGUUAGUGGAAUUUGCUAUGGUCUUUUUGUCGAUGUUAAUGACGCACUGUACUGCUCCGGGAGCAUUCAUCGUGUUGUGAAAAAGUGGUUAGGCGAUAAUUCAAGUAGCAUCACACUUGUAGCUGGCAAAGGCAUCGCUGGUAGCACCUCUAACAGUCUUAAUGAUCCGCGCGGAAUUUUCGUUGAUGAUAAUCUCGACUUGUAUGUAGCAGAUCGACUAAAUAACCGCAUUCAACUUUUUCGAUUGGGAGAAUUGAAUGGAAUUACAGUUGCUGGAAUCACGUCCGCAACUGCCACAAUUUCACUCUAUUUUCCAACUGAUGUUAUUCUUGAUGAAGAUGGUUAUCUCUUUAUCACAGACACUUAUAAUCAUCGUAUUCUUGGAUCAGGACUCAAUGGCUUUCGAUGUAUAGCUGGAUGCACUGGCACUGCUGGUCCAAGCCCCAACCAGUUGAAUUUUCCGGAACAACUUAGCUUCGAUAGCUUUGGAAAUCUAUUUGUUGUCGAUUGUUUGAAUAAUCGUAUUCAGAAGUUUCUGUUAUUGACAAAUUCCUGCGAUACAUCCUCGACAUCGGCUACUAGCAAUGUACCAAUAACAUCAACUCCCUCGUCGAUAUCGCCAACUUCGAUAGGUACUCAGCCGAGCAUCAUCACGGCAUCUCCAUCAUCAAUAGUUAUUUCAUACAAUCGACCUAAACUGAGUGCACAUGCUUCAUGGAGUGCUAACGCAAUCACUUUUGCCAACAACAGUACAAUUGGACUAAAUCCUAGCGGUCUCUUUAUUACAAUUAACAAUACCGUGUAUGUCGCCGAUCACACAAAUAGUCGAAUUCGGAUAUGGUCUAAUAAUAGUGCUAAUCCAAUGCAAACAAUAUACGGCUCUUUUACAAGUCCCCUUGCGAUUUUUGUCACAGCUGAGGGUGAUCUUUUUAUUGAUGAUGGCUUAGCAAAUAAUCAAGUAGAUAAAUGGUCAUCAACAACAAACAUGACUAGUUCCGUAAUGUUUGGUAACAGUCGCUGUUAUAGUCUGUUUGUUGAUAACAACAAUAAUCUGUACUGUUCGGUAUCAGCACGGCAUCAGAUCAUUACCAAAUCAUUGACUAGUAAUUCAAAUACCACAACAGUGGUAGCUGGAACAGGCUGUAAUGGUUCCACACCAAACAUGCUAAAUGGGCCUUGGGGAAUCUUUGUUGACACCAAUUUGGACUUGUAUGUAGCAGAUUGUUACAAUAAUCGAAUUCAACUUUUUCAACCAGAUGAACUGAAUGCUAUCACAGUUGCAGGAAAUGAAUCACUGAAUGUUACAGUUUCACUCUAUCGUCCCACUGGGAUUCUUCUCGAUGGCGAUAAUAAUCUAUUUAUCGCGGAUGCUGGCAAUAAUCGUAUUGUUGGAUCAGGACCCAAUGGUUUUCGCUGCAUCGUUGGAUGUUCUGGUACAGUUGGCAUAGCAUCGAAUCAGUUGCACUAUCCAUCAUCUAUUAGUUUCGAUACCUAUGGAAACAUAUUUGUUACUGAUUACCUCAAUAAUCGUAUCCAGAAAUUCAUUCUGUUAAAUGAAACUCUUGUUCCGUCGUAUAAUCAGCCGAUAUUUUGUGCAAAUGCGUCGUGGGAUCCAAAUGCAAUUACUUUCGCAAAUAGCAGUGUGAUUGGAGCAUAUCCCUUCGGUUUGUUUGUCACGACUAACAACACAAUAUAUAUUGCUGAUCGAAUGAAUAAUCGAAUUCUGGUGUGGUCUAAUGGUAGUUUGACUCCAACACAAACAAUCUCUGGCAAAUUCAACGCUUCGUACACGGUUUUUGUGCAAACGAAUGGUGACAUAUACAUUGAUGAUGGAACGGUAAGCAGUCGAGUGGAGAAAUGGUCACCGUUAACAAAUACCACUAUUCCUGUUAUGUCAGUGAAUGGACCUUGUCAUGGUCUGUUUGUGGACAUCACUGAUACACUGUAUUGCUCGAUGACUAAUUAUCAUCGCAUUGUCAAAAGAUGGUUAGGUGAUAAUUCUAGCAAUGUGACGACUGUUGCUGGUACAGGUAGUGCUGGCAACACUUCCAACGCUCUUAAUGUUCCAUCUGGAAUUUUUGUUGAUAAGAAUCUGAAUUUGUAUGUGGCAGAUCGUUAUAAUCAUCGCAUCCAACUCUUUCGACUAGGGCAGCUAAAUGGUAUCACUGCUGUAGGAAUGACAUCACCAAAUAUAACAAUCACACUAAAUUAUCCAUCAUCAGUCACUCUUGAUGCUGGUGGAUAUCUCUUCAUUGUGGACAGCGGCAACAAUCGUAUUGUUGGCUCAGGAUCCGAUGGUUUUCGAUGUAUAGUUGGAUGCACUGGUGUGCCUGGCUCAGCAUCAAAUCAGCUGUAUAAUCCAAUAGACAUCAGUUUUGAUACCUAUGGAAAUAUGUAUACAGCAGACUGGUCUAAUAAUCGAACCCAAAAAUUCUUAUACAUGCCAGAGUCUUGUGCUUAUACAACAAAAACAACAACAACGACAAAACAAACCACAACAAUUACAUUAUCAACUCUCAACAACUCAUGCUCUCCUCCUACAAUCACACUCAUUCCAAGUUCAUUCACAUUAUCAUCACCCGCACGAUUUUGUCGAAGUCAAGAUUUCACUAUCGUUUCUUUGAUUGAACUCAACUGUAACACUUCACUGUCGAUUUCUUCUCAGUGGACAAUCACAAACUGCACUUCUUUCUGUUCACAACAGAUCUCUGCUGAUCCGAACAUAGAUACAACAUUCACUGAACUGUUUGUUCCUGCUCGCACUCUGCCUUAUGGUCUCUAUGAACUUAACCUCACUGUUAUCAUGUCCAAUACGACAAAUGUGUCUGCAUCAUCCGUUGUUUAUGUUCAAAUUACACCAUCAGGCAUCACAGCUAAUCUAGUUCAGUAUGGCACAUCGAUGAUCACGCGUGGCACCGGACAAGAUCUCCAGCUAGAUCCUGGCAGCUAUUCCGUAGAUCCCGAUGAAAAUGCAUUCAAUGCUUCAAACUGGAGAUACAAAUACUAUUGCCGAAUAUAUGACUCAUCCAUGUUUCCGAAUCUGCAAGGUUCGCUGUUGACAGUGGACGAUCCAAGAAAUGAUUCAUACAAUCCAUCUUGUUUGUCCAACCGAAAUGGAUGGAGAUUUGACAACUCACUCAACUCAUCAUUCACCAUUCUUGCUAACUCACUUCGAUCUAAUCGAACCUAUCAGUUCAUGGUUCAGAUGGAAAAUCGUCGCAAUGCUUCAUUGCAAGCAACUGGUUAUGUUCUUGUGAAAGUGGAUGACACUCGUCCAUAUAUGAUCUUGAUCGGUUGUGUGAUCUGGACAAUGUGUGAGCCCAAUCUCGAGUUUCAACUUGUGAAUCCAACCACUCAAGUAGCGCUGUUUUCAGUUUGCGCUGGAAACUAUUCAACAGUUCAAAACAUCGCCUGGUCUAUUUAUUUUAGCAGUAAUCCAAUGAACUCAUCAUCAAACUUCACCCAAUGGUCGUUGUUUAAUCAAACGGCUUCUUAUGAGAAUAUCUGGUUUUUCGGAAGAAAUACGAGUAACUUCACAGCAGCAAAUCAGUUAUUUUUGUCGAAUCCACAGAUUGAGCUUUGGCGAUUUGAAGUUGUUUAUAGUUUUGCAGCGGAGAAAAGCGUGAGUUCAUUGAACUUUGUUAUCAAUCAACCACCAUCCAAUGGAUCAUGUUUUAUCUACCCUCUCAAUGGUACAACAGCUACUCUCUUCACGAUUUCUUGUUCAGCUUGGUUUGACAGUGAUGGAAUCAAGGACUACACAGUCUAUAUUUGGACAAAUGAUUCAACACAGAGAAUGAUCAUUGGUUAUUCAUCAGUUGCAACACUCGAAAUGUACCUACCAGUUGGUGAUGAUCAAUUAUCACUUGUUCACUGGAUAGUUCAAGUUCGAGAUCAAUUGGGCUGUAUCACUGAGACAAAUGUUUCGUCAGUGACUGUUUUUUCCAAUCUAGCAGCGAUCAAUGACUUGAUCAAUGACGUUCAAAACUCAACUCCAGUCAAUCCAAUCCUUCAACUACUUGCAAGUGGAAAUCAGAACCUAGUUGGACAACUGAUCACUUCGAUAUCACAACAAUUCAGCGAAAUCAACAAUGAAAAUCUUGAUAAAGCGAUUUCCAAUGGUGUUCCGCUUGCAAGUAUAUCUGUAUCAUCAUUGGAUAUUCAAGAUAAGCAACAGACAUUGUCAACACCAUUCAAUCAAUCAGUACUGAAUGAAUUCAACAAACAAAUCAACUUUCGAGCUGAUGCGAGAGACUAUCUCAUUGCAUUCCUCACGAAUCUUCCCAUAACAACGUCCAACAGUAUUAAACUGCAAGCAUCAUCAUUAGCACAAUUCACCAAAUCAACCAAUGAACUAACAAGAACAACCAUAGCUAGUGCAUCGAAUCGAUGUUAUCGAUUAGCAUUGGCUUUGAAUUCGAUGCGUACGAAAAUCACAUACGAAGAUGUUCAACUUGCCUCCGCUGAUCUUCUUCAGUGUGCUUCAAACUUGAUGAAUGCUGUUAAUGGUGCAUUGCAAGAACGAACAACAAUACUCAAUUUGGAUUCUUAUCGAGCCACUAAGUUCCCUGAUGAUUAUGAUACAGAUGUUGAGCUAGAGUGGGCCAAUCUAAAAUUAUUUGCCGAUGGUGAUGAUUUCUCAUUGGAAACAAUGCAAAAGAAUCGCAAUAUCUAUUACCAGCAACAAUUAGCUGGACAAAUCAGCACUCAAAUGACUGAACUCAUCUCACUAUUGACUUCAACAUUGAACAUUCAUCUCAAUAUUGGACAAGAUUUUCACAUCCAGACAUCACAAGUCAUCAUGACGUUAGAGACCAAAUCUUCACAAUCACUUGCAAAUCACUUCACAAAAACCAUCGGCGGUGGUCAAGUUCAACUUCCCAAUAACUUCGCGUCUUAUCUUGGCACAAACGAAAAGAUCUCCAUUCGAGUCGGCAUAAAAAUAACUAUUGAAAUACGAGCACUUUCAUACAAUCGACCAAAGCUUGAUCCCUAUGCAAUGUGGAAUCCGUCUGCCAUCACUUUUGCAGAUGUGAAUUCAGUUGGAUCCAGCCCAUUUGAUAUUUUCGUUAAUACAAACAACACCAUCUAUGUGCCCAAUCAAGCAAACAGCCGCGUCCUUGUGUGGACUCAAGGCAAUGCUUCAACGAUACGGUAUAUUUCGAGCAAUGUGUUGUCUCCAUACACCCUUUUUGUCACAACUACCGGCGAGAUUUAUGUUGACAGUGCCAGCUCAACCGGACGAAUCGAUAGAUGGACAUUGAAUGCAUCAAGUGGUGUUCCGGUACUGUACCUGUGCUCGAAAUGCUACGAUGUCUUUGUUAAUGCGCAGGACAUUCUUUACUGUUCGAUGCAGAGUAGCCAUCAGAUAGUGUCGAAGUCGUUAAAAACAAACUCGAAUGCAUUCGCAAUCGUUGCUGGUACAGGUUCCGCUGGAUACGCUGCAAAUAUGCUGAAUCAGCCUUGGGGAAUAUUUGUGGAUACCAAUUCUGAUCUAUAUGUAGCAGAUCAAUACAAUCAUCGUAUUCAGCUCUUUCGUUCAGGACAACUUACCGGUAUUACAGUUGCUGGCAGUACAUCGAUCAAUCUUACUAUUCCACUUUCUUACCCGUCUGGAAUUGCCCUCGACUUCGAUGGUUACCUCUUUAUCGUCGAUAAAUACAAUCAUCGCAUUGUUGGAUCAGAUUCAAGUGGCUUUCGUUGCGUUGUUGGAUGCACUGGUAGCGCAGGUUCAAGCUCAAAUCAGUUGUACUAUCCAACAUCGAUGAGUUUUGACAAUCAUGGAAACAUGUUCGUCGCUGAUACUAGCAACAGUCGUAUUCAGAAAUUUAUUCACUUGAAUAAUAGUCUCGUUCCAUCAUAUAAUCGACCGAAAUUCUGCCCAGAUGCUUCGUGGGAUCCAAAUGCAACUACAUUUGCUGCUGGAGGAAAUAAUAUAAUUGGUUCGUCACCUUACGGUAUCUUCAUCACCAUCAACAAUACCAUCUAUGUUGCCGAUCGAACCAACUAUCGUGUUCAGAUUUGGUCUAAUGAAAGUGACAUUCCAUCACAAUCCAUCUACGGUACCUAUAUGAACUCAUAUUCACUUUUUGUCACGACCAAUGGUGAUAUUUUUGUUGAUAAUGGAAACUACAAUCGUCGGGUAGAUAAACUAACAACGACGACAAAUACAAGUGUACCUGUCAUGUAUAUUAGUUCAUCAUGUUAUGGUUUAUUCGUUGAUCUAACUGAUGUUGUGUAUUGUUCAAUGCCUAAUUAUCAUCAGGUGGCGAAAAGAUGGGUGAAUGACUACUCUAGAACAGUGACGGUCGUCGCUGGUACUGGUUAUGCUUCUAGCAAUUCAUAUUACCUCUAUUAUCCUAUGGGAAUAUUUGUGGAUACUAACUUUGAUCUAUAUGUAGCAGAUCAAUACAAUCAUCGUAUUCAGCUCUUUCGAUCGGGGCAGCUUAACGGUAUUACAGUUGCAGGAAGUACAUCGCCUAAUCGUACUAUCUCACUGGCGUAUCCCAGUGGAGUUGUUCUGGAUGCUGAUGGUUAUCUAUUUAUCGUAGAUAGCUACAAUCAACGCAUUGUAGGGUCAGGAUCCAAUGGUUUCCGUUGUGUAGCUGGAUGUUAUAGAUUUUUUGGUUCGCUAUCAAAUCAGCUGUACUAUCCAAUAUCGAUGAGCUUUGAUAGUUACGGAAAUAUAUUCGUAACAGAUACCAACUAUCAACGUAUACAAAAAUUCUAUCUUUUAGAAAACUUUUGUAAUCAAACAUUAACCGUUGGCUACCAAACAACGACUAUUUCGACAAUAGUAGCAAGUUCAAAAGUAUGUCUCCCACCUACAAUCACGCUGAUACCAGGCACCACGACGAUGUCAUCACCCGUCCAAUUUCGUCGAAGUCAAGAUUUUUCAAUUGUUUCACGUAUUGAUUUAAAUUGUAAUAUCUCAUCGUCAGUGAAUAGUCAAUGGACAAUUAAGAACUGCACCUCUUCAUGUUCACAACAGAUCUCUGCUGAUCCAAACAUCAUUACAACAUUCACUGAACUGUUUGUUCCUGCUCGCACUCUGCCUUAUGGUCUCUACGAAUUCAACCUCACUAUCACCAUGCUUAAUAUGACGAAUGUUUCUGCAUCGUCCGUUGUUUAUGUUCAAAUCACACCAUCAGGCAUAACAGCUAAUCUAGUUCAGUAUGGCACAUCGAUGAUCACGCAUGGCACCGGACAAAAUCUUCAGCUAGAUCCUGGAAAUUAUUCUAUUGAUGCUGAUGGGGCUAUAUUUGAUGCUUCAAACUGGAAAUACAAAUACUAUUGCCGAAUCUAUGGUUCAUUCACGUUUCCGAAUCUGCAAGGUUCCCUAUUGACAGUGGACGAUCCAAGAAAUGAUUCAUACAAUCCAUCUUGUUUGUCCAACCGAAAUGGAUGGAGAUUUGACAACUCACUCAACUCAUCAUUCACCAUUCUUGCUAACUCACUUCGAUCUAAUCGAACCUAUCAGUUCAUGGUUCAGAUGGAAAAUCGUCGCAAUGCUUCAUUGCAAGCAACUGGUUAUGUUCUUGUGAAAGUGGAUGACACUCGUCCAUUCAUGAUCUUGAUUGGUUGUGUGAUCUGGACAAUGUGUGAGGCGAAUCUCGAGUUUCAGCUUGUAAAUCCAACCACUCAAGUGGCUUUGUUUUCAGUUUGUGCUGGAAACUAUUCAACAGUCCAAAACAUCACAUGGUCUGUUUAUUUCAGUAGCAAUACAAUGAACUCAUCAUCAAACUUCACCCAAUGGUCUUUGUUCAAUCAGACUACUACUUAUGAUAAUAUCUGGUUUUUUGGAAGAAAUACGAGUAACUUCACAGCAACAAAUCAGUUGUUUCUGUCAAAUCCACAAACUGAGCUUUGGCGAUUUGAAGUUGUUUAUAGUUUUGCAACGGAGAAAAGCGUGAGUUCAUUGAACUUUGUUAUCAAUCAGCCACCAUCCAAUGGAUCAUGUAUGGUUGAUCCUAUGAAUGGAACGACAACUACUUUGUUCACGGUUUCAUGCAAGGACUUUUUUGACACAGAUGGAAUAAAAGAUUACACCGUCUACAGUUACGCAAUGAAUUCAACGAAGAAAACUAUCGUUGCCUAUUCCAAUGCGCCUACAUUACAGUUAUAUCUACCAACUGGUGAUAAUCAAACGUCAUUACUUUACUUGACUGUCCAAGUGCGAGACCAACUAGAUUGUGUUACAGAGGCGAACACUGUAUCAGUUACUGUACUUCCUAAUUUGAUGAUAAUCGAUGAUGUAAUGCUCCACAUUCUAAACUCAUCGAACACUGAUAAUACUAAUGCAAUAAAUCAGAUGCUUGCCAGUAAAAAUCAAAACCUAGUUGUGCAAGUGAUAAGUUCAGUAUCGCAGCAACUCAAUGAAAUUAGUAACGAAAAUAUCAACGAAGCUAUCUCAGAUGGUAUUCCAGCUGCAAGUAUAUCUGUAUCAUCAUUAGAUAUUCAGAAUCAACAUCAGACGUUGCCAACGCCAUUCAAUCAAUCCGCAUUGGAUGAAUUCAGCGCUCGAUUAAACUCUCGUGCAUCAGCUCGCGACUAUCUUGUCACCUUCCUCACGAAUCUCCCUAUAACAACAUCGAAUAGUAUCAAACUGCAAGCAUCAUCAUUAGCACAGUUCACAAAAUCAACCAAUGAAUUGACGCGAACAACUCUCACAAGUGUAUCGGACCGAUGUUAUCAGUUGGGAUUAGCUUUGGACUCAAUGAAAAUGAACAUCGCCUUUGAAGACGUUCAACUUGCUGCACCUGAUCUCCUUCAAUGUGCUGCUAAUAUACUAAACGCCGUAAAUGCACCUUUACAAGCACGAACCACUAUUCUUGACUCCGAUUCUGUCGUAGCUACAGAGUUUCCCGAAGACUAUGAUACCGAUCUAGAAGCGGAGUGGGCUAAUUCGCGUAUGUUUGCCGCUGGUGAUGAUUUCUCAUUGGAAACAAUACAAACGAAUCGCAACCUCUACUAUCAUCAGCAACAACUAGCUCAUCAAAUCAACAUUCAAAUGACUGAACUCAUCUCACUAUUGACUUCAACAUUGAACAUUCAUCUCAAUAUUGGACAAGAUUUUCACAUCCAGACAUCGCAAGUCAUCAUGACGUUAGAGACCAAAUCUUCACAAUCACUUGCAAAUCACUUCACAAAAACCAUCGGCGGUGGUCAAGUUCAACUUCCCAAUAACUUCGCGUCUUAUCUUGGCACAAACGAAAAGAUCUCCAUUCGAUCAAUCAUGGAACCAUUGGCACCAUUCGGCAACUCCAAAUCAACAUCCAACACCAAUCUAUCUCGAUCACUCUCAUUCUCCAUUCUUAAUCAAGAUCAAAACGAAGUUUCAAUUCAAACAGCAAAUAAUCAGUCAAUCGAACUUAUCAUUCCGCGUGAUCCCAAUCUCAUCAUUCCACCAAUGAUCCAUCAGAAUGUCACAUCACUCAACUCCACUUCUCCUCACCAACUCCUCUUCUAUUUCCAAUAUGUGAGUUUGUCAUCAUCAUCACUGGCAGUUUCAGUUCAUUGGGAAGUGGAACCAUCGAGUACAAGUCUCGCUUACUUGUUUGUCUAUCGUUUCGAUCAGACACCACAACUCAACACGUCAAUCAAUCACAUCGAUGGAUGGACACUUUUUUGUCCUUCUAAUCUCCCAAAUGACAGUGUGUACACUUAUUAUGUCGAUAAUCAACAAACAAACGGUCAUCAGUCGAUCAUCUUUGGUUUGAGAGAACUCAAUACAACUGAAACCAUUCAACAUUGUUCAAACACAUCACUCACACAUCCUCCCAUCACAGAUCAACCAUUCAACUUCACCUCAGACUAUGGACUCAGAAUCUACACAUCUGGCUGCUAUUAUCUCGACGAGAAUCAGCAGUGGAAGUCAGAUGGACUCGUUGUUGGGCCAUUGACUAAUCACAGUCAAACUCAAUGUUAUUCCACUCAUCUGACAACAUUUGCAGGUGGAUUUGUUGUUUUACCUAACACAAUCGACUGGAAUUAUGUGUUUGUCAACGGUGACUUCGUGAAGAAUAAAACAGUUUAUUUGACAGUGAUUGUUGCUUGUGUGAUCUAUGUGGUUCUGAUGAUUUGCGCACGAUAUUAUGACAAGGAAGAUGUGCAGAUGUCGAAUAUUACAAUGUUGCCUGACGACAAGAAUGAUAUUCGUCGUCAUAUUCUGCAGCGAGGUGGAUUUGAUGUCUUGAUGAGUGUUCCCAAGUCAUUGGGACUGUUGAAUUACAUUUGCAAAGAUUCAUUAUCAUCGUGGUUUCUGAAAAAUAUCACCCUUUGUGUUUUUCAACGAUGGUUCGCUGUUAAGAAACAUGAUGGAAAGAUCGAACGUGCUCUAACCGUUGCAAACGAAUUGGAGAACAGUCAAUUCGCUCGUGUCCACCGUUUGCGUGAUGAACGAUCGAGAAAGAUGCAAAUGUGUUCUGUCAUUCAUGAAAUAAUGCUGCGUGCGUGUUUUUUGUCAGUAGUUUAUGUGUUGAUCUAUUCGAGCCGAAAUUCAAAUGCAUUUCAUCAGGUGCAUCAUCUCAGAAGAUAUUUCCUCAAUCCAACACAAGCUGAUCUUGAUUAUACAAAAAUUUCAACUGUCGGUGAUCUUCGUGCUCAGCAGUGGUGCAAUGGCGAUCGACAAUUAUAUGCAUUUGAACGGCAGAAUCAAUCGUCACUACAAGAUGAAUGCGAUAUUCUUAUUUACGUUGAAAACAUUUCUGAGAUCGAUAGCUUUAAAAAGUUGACAAAAAUAGGAACUCAAGCCGAACGAGAUUUACAGAACCGUGGAAAAUGCCAUUGCUCGGUUAAACACUUUUCUGGAAAGAUGGACCAGCUGUUAAUUGAUUUGAAUCAGAUUUACACGGAUAAUAAGUGA